Messenger RNA from Olea europaea var. sylvestris, 983 nucleotides. Its product is annotated as protein PATRONUS 1-like. Gene Ontology annotation, biological process: regulation of mitotic cell cycle. The transcript has 4 exons. The record is from RefSeq and is a predicted model, not a curated record. Lineage: Eukaryota; Viridiplantae; Streptophyta; Magnoliopsida; Lamiales; Oleaceae. The coding region runs from base 55 to 762 and encodes 235 amino acids.
UCAGAUAUGUGUGACUGCAGAUCAUUCUACUGAUUUUUUAUUGAAAAAGCACUCAUGGCAACCCCAGCUAGUCACCUUAUUCAGGAUCAGAAUCACAAUAUCCUUUCUAAGGGUGCUACUCUUGGGGGUAAGACUGGUGUCACCAAAGCAGAUAAGAAAGAAGGGCUCGGUGGAAGAAAAGCUCUUAAUGACAUAUCAAACUCGAGAAAUGCUACUGUGCUUCGAACGAAGAAAGAUCUUAGUGUGUCGAAAACUAAGUCUGUUGUUGGGGGGAAAAUGGGUGGUAGAAAAGUACUUGGUGAUCUUACAAACUCCGUGAAGCCAUCCUUGCAGGCAGUUCCAAAAAAGGGUCAAAAGUUGAAUCCCGUAGCUGAAGAAAAUGUUCCCGUUUGCAUUGAGGAGGAGGGAUUCCUGCACAAUCAUCACGAGUGCAUCAAAGUCCAGAGAAAGGCUGUGGAUGUGGAUUAUCUUACGAAGUCAGUCAUCGGACUAGAUAAUGAUGUUCCUAUGUGGCCAUCAUCUCCAAGGGCAUUUGGAUCAUCGUCUAAGCCAAGUCUGGAGAGUCCUGUGAAGCACUUGGAAAUGGAGGAGAUACCAGAGCUGCUAUUUGGAGAUCAGAUUUCUGGUUGCCGAAAAACCAAUAUUCCUGGCUGCUCUUCACCUUCUUGGGGAUCUCCUAAAUCGCCAAAACUACCAUUUACGAACCGGAUGGAUUUUUGCGAUUUUGUGUUGAUGGAGUCUCCAAAACUGCUGAAUCCUUGAAGAUCCCUCCUGCAAUAUCUACAUGAUUUUUCAAAGAUUAUCGAUGAUAAUCUCUUGAGGCGAUGUUGUUCCGUACCCGGAUAUUAAUGUUACUCUAUUUGGUCGACUAAUACUUGUCUAGACUCUUCUUGACGGUUGUUUGGGUCGAGACAGAAAAUUUUCAUCUUUGCUAGUAAAUCCAGAUUCUAUGUUGUUAAAUUUGAGAUUUGCAUGGAGUAGCA